AAUUUCCUCGCGUCGUGAGAAGACUUGCAUCCAGACGAGUCAGUCAGCGGUGCGGCGAGGCGGUUCGCCAGGUGCACGCGGGAGGGGGGUUUACCUGGCUGGCAGGUUGCUCAUCUCGCUUGCUCAGGCUCAGUGAGAGAAUAGAGAGCAGCAGCCAUGGCGAGAAGCAAGCGGGAUUUCUUUUCGUGAGCAGUGAAAAGCGAAGCAAAACCGCCCCGAAAUGUGGACCAAAUCAGUGUUUGUGACUUUGGGUGUUCUUGUGUUCGCGGCGGGACUCGCAGCGUCCCAGCAACAGUCCAGUUCCGAGAGCUGGAAACUGGAAUCAUCCGCAAAACUAUCCCAAGACCCCCCAUUUGUGCUGCCCUCCCCGAGCUCCUCUUUCUCAGCGCCCUCAGAGGCUCCCAGCUUUUCCUCCACGUCCCAAGCAGCGGCCUCCAGCUUACCCUCGGACGAAGAGGUCAGACCACCGGUCAUCAAUGAGCUGCCGACGCGGCACUCUGACGAGGCCCUGGUGAGGGCCACGCGCACCCUUCCCGCGGAAGAAUCCGUCGUUCCGAAGCAGACGGCGGCGGGCGAAAUGCCAUAUCAGGCGACGGCCGUGCGGGCGGCGCGGUCGAUCGAGGCGGCGGCGACCUCGAAGCAGUUGGUCGAGCCGUCGGGGGAAGGACGGAGGGCUCCACGGGUUGGUGUGACCGCAGUGGGGCCCCUGAACAACAAUGCGGGGCGCCGUAGCGAGCCCCAGAUCACUGACAUCCUGGGCGGCAUCGUCAAACUAUUCGGGGGCGGCGGCCCGGCCCCGCUGCCCGCCGUCGUCGCCACCAUGCCCAUGUCCAGACCCAUCAGGCCCCAGGGCACGCGAAUCAACAACCGCGGCCCUCCCAGGAUCACGGACGUCGUCCUGCUCAACGCCAGCACGCCCGACCCUCCGCCCUUCCCUUUUGAGAAGCCCAUAUCCGGCAUGGGGCCUCCGCCGCCCCCUCGCAGGCCCGUCCAGCCCGGCCGAAGGCCCAUCUUCCCCGACGGGCCCAUCGACCUGCCGGAAAGGCCGGUGGAAAAGGAGCAGGAAACUUCAACAACCACCGAAGCCACGACCACCACCACUGCUUCUUCCACCACCGAGGCCACCACCAGACGCCCGACUACGCACAAGCCAAAACCCACCACGGAAGUUUCCAAAUCAACCCCGAAGGCGGCCACUGAAGCUCCCCCUCCGGCUUCUCUGCCAACCGAAGCGCCCAUUCUCGAGUCGUCCAUCGUGGAUGUGGUCAACGCGGCGCCACCGACUGCUUCGACGCCACUGCCGGUGCCAAUCAGGUUUGCCCCACGUCCAGGUUUGGUUCUGGAUGACCCUGAGUUCAAACCGGGUGCCGCUGGACAGCCUCCGCCAAUCAUCACAGCUCCCGUCCGUCGACCCCCCGGUCACGGGGAGGUCUUUGACGUGACGGUUUCUGCCAUCCAGGGUCCAGGCCAGGUGCAAGGAGGGCCGCAGAUCGUGACGCGGCCGCAGUUCAACUCGGACGACGAGGUGUCCAUCGACGGCCGAAAAACGUACAUCAACCUGCUACCAACAGAGACCUCUGACGAGGUCGUCCCCACCUCCAGCCCGGCGACCACCCCUGCUCAGCGACCUUCCGAUCCGGUGACCGGGCAGGGCGUGGCCGUGCCCAGCGGAGGCCCUCCGAGCUCGCCACCGAGACGACCGGCGCCGCCUAAGAGGCCGCCAGUCAGAAUCGACACUUGCAUCGUCGGCGACUCGAACACCUGCGACGCCGCGCAGAACGAGGCGUGCAGAACCGAGGCAGGGGUCAGUUCGUGUCACUGCAAACCGGGACACAGCAGACGCAAACAUCGCGAGCCGUGUAGACGGAUCGUUUCCCUGGCGUUGAACCUGAGGAUUGAUCGCGUGUAUGAAAAACGCAUGGCCUGGAACAAGGCACUGGCCGACGUCGACUCUGAUGAAUUCCAGACUCUCUCGUGGGAAGCUGUUCGAGCGGUUGAUUCAGCCAUGGGGAUGACACCGUUUUCAGACGACUUCAUGGGCGCCAAGGUGAACGCCUUCAGUGCUGGACCCCCACUCGUAGCCAACAUGACCCUUCAACUUGCUGAAACCGCCGAGACCAUCCGUCCCGCUGUUCGCAAUGACAUCCAACGCCACCUGCUCGGCGCCAUCACCCGUCGCAACAACAACGUCGGCGACAGCGCCGUCUGGGUGGACAAAGUGGCCGGCGCUGUGUCCGGACUGACCGACUUGGACGAGUGCAUCAAUCCAGAGCUUAACGACUGCCACGCCAAAGCAACAUGCACCAACAUUUUCGGCACCUUCAGAUGCGCCUGUCCUGCAGGGCUGCGCGACCCCUGGGCUGGAAAUGUGCAACGAAGCGGCCGGCAAUGUGAGGCUUGCACGGCAGACUUUUGCAACAACAGGGGCCAGUGCAGCUUUGGGGCAGGCGGAGAACGGCUCUGUUCUUGCAAUGGAAACUUCUUCGGAAGCCAAUGCGAAAUGGAUGGAGAGGUAUUGGGCGUUGCAAUUGGUGCCGCGGUUGCUGCCGUCCUCAUUAUCGGACUGACUCUCUAUGGCCUAUGCAUGUGGAGCCGAAAGUGGAACCGCGAACAGCAGAAGGUUGAAAUGCUCUCCACGCGCACAGGCAUCACCUCGCCAGUGUUCAGCUACAUGGCGGCCGCUGCGGCCGCCUCGUCAGCGGCCUCUGUCAAGAGUGGCAUGCCCCCGACCACCCCUGCUGCGUACGUGUCUGUAGAGGACAGGCUUCGGUGGGCGCACAUAGCAGACGUAAUCGCACAAAACCAUUAUGCGUCAAAACAUCAUCAGCCGGAGCCCAAUAUGUGCUCCACCAGACCUUCAUCAGCAGUAUUCUACCCCAGUCUUCCUGUUCUCUAUCAGCAAGCUAGACCGCCUCCUCCUCCGACCAAUGGGCCGCCAGACAGUAGUGACGAGGAGGACAAUCAAGGCCUGUUGGGCCGAAACUUCCACGUACCCAGACCGAGAAGUCGAGCGGCCUCUAUUGCUAAUCAGAGUGCAAUUUACUAUGACCUCGACUAUGAUACGAGGCCAGCGCCUGUGCCAGCUCCUAGGUCAACUCUGCCGAGGCCGCCCGCAAUCCCGAUGGCAACGUACGGCCAAUUUUAUAGAGGCUGAUGGCGACUAAUUGAUUGAUAGAUUGCUCACCCUUUGGACUGGAAUUAAAUAAUUUCACCUCUAUGAUAUUUAUGAUGCUAAGCUACAAGCAUGAAUGUCCGACUGAUAACAAACGUGUUAGUGAAAGUGCCUGCAUGACUGGAGUGUAUAUUUUUAAUUUAUACAGAAUAAAUAGUUCAUGAAACUGUCAAUACAAUUAA
This is a messenger RNA of Neocloeon triangulifer, 3354 nucleotides long. RefSeq names its product mucin-5AC (gene pwn). Lineage: Eukaryota; Metazoa; Arthropoda; Insecta; Ephemeroptera; Baetidae. The record is from RefSeq and is a predicted model, not a curated record. The coding region runs from base 221 to 3154 and encodes 977 amino acids. Gene Ontology annotation, molecular function: calcium ion binding. The transcript is spliced from 8 exons.